Messenger RNA from Melampsora larici-populina 98AG31, 1521 nucleotides. RefSeq lists its product as uncharacterized. Gene Ontology annotation, biological process: regulation of DNA-templated transcription. The record is from RefSeq and is a predicted model, not a curated record. Gene Ontology annotation, molecular function: DNA binding. NCBI's taxonomy places the organism in Eukaryota, Fungi, Basidiomycota, Pucciniomycetes, Pucciniales, Melampsoraceae. Bases 1 to 1521 code for a protein of 506 amino acids. The transcript is spliced from 6 exons.
AUGAAAUCGGAAACUACAAAGAAGAAAACCUGGACUACUCGUCGGUACUACUGCUUGGGGGUCAUUAAAUGCUCCGAGGCGACCUGUCCUUUGGCAGCUUCCCCUCCAACUGGAGCCAGAAAGAUCACCGAAGGGGCGGAAGGAAAAAACUGUCCUAUCUCCGCUUGCGAUGGCUACCAAGUACACAUUGAAUGUGACGCUAAAUGCCGAGUUGAUACCGAAUUAGACGCGGACGGAAACGAACAGUGGGGCCUACUGCGUCAUCAAGGGACUCACCAACAUGAUUGGCCGGAGUCCAAAAAGGCCGAUCCUAUCUCGAAAGAAAAGUUGAAGGAAAGGGUCAUUAAUGACACCAAGACCGGACCUUUAGGCCUGAAGGUUGGACUGGCGCAUUUGGGCAAUGACCCAGUCCAUUCAGUCACCGAUAUUCAUUCGUCAUUUGGAAACGCCGAUCGUCUAGGGUAUUUGCGUCAAAUGUAUCUUGUCGAGGCCGGUAUAAUGACUGACACCCGCGAUCCUGAAGCCGGCGAUAAAUGGCUAUGCACAUUUAUGGAUUGGGAAAGGAAAGGCCUCAAGGUGGUUUCGUCGUCUGUGGCCGGCCCGGAUGCACACAUAACGUUCCAAACUGGUUGGAUGGCGGAAGUACUAGUUGAACCCGACAAAAAAUCAGACACUUAUACCGGAGGACUUCUCUCCAACGUAACUUAUAGAUUUUUCAAGAUUGGUUAUCUAUUAACUACUUCGAAAUACUGUGAAACCAUCAAGCGCUGGGUUCCUGUCUUAUUCUCUUGGCUUAAUGGCCUCACCGCUGAACAUUACAAAGUUCAUUUUAAGAAUUUACUUCAGCAGAUUCAAAAAACAACCUUGUCCGAGAAGAGCAAAGGGAUGAUGGUAGAACAAGUAGUUGAUUUCUCUUUGGCGCAGAAAGUGGGAUUUCAGGACGCAUAUAUGGAAGUGUUUAAUUGCCACGACAAGGAUGUGGCACUGUCGAAGUUGCACGGAUGCAAAUGGCAUUUUUAUCAGGCUAUUACCCGAAUUCAGAAGAAUCAGAAGAUUGUGAAGGCCAAACAGGCGUUGCGACACCUUUUCCCUCUAGCAAAGCGAUGGCUAGAUUGGUGGGAAACCGCUGAUGUUCAAGCUAUGCUUUUCCCCGCGCGAAAGCGCAAACCUCUUGACGACCCUCCCUUGCCCGGCGACAACAGCGACGAUGAUGAUGUCAACGUCGUCGCACCUCGAAGACGUGCGGACCUGCCUUCGACUACGAAUGGACAGGAAAGUAUGCAUCGAGUGUAUUACAUACUGUGUUCAUUCUUCUGCUACAAUCACCUUCAGCAAAGGGAGAUGCUCGAUUAUAGCCGGCAUCAUUCAACUUUGCGCCUUUGCCCAAUGCAUGGAAAAGGAUUUCCAGCAAGUCAAAAAAGGCAUUUCAAUAACUUACGGUGGCACCUCGCAGGACACCUGGCAAGAGGUGGUGAAGGCUUUAGGCAUGCCACCUCCCACCAAACGCAAGUUCACACGUAA